Messenger RNA from Mus pahari (shrew mouse), 1843 nucleotides. It is a transcript of the gene Gp1bb, whose product is annotated as glycoprotein Ib platelet subunit beta. The record is from RefSeq and is a predicted model, not a curated record. The transcript has 2 exons. The coding region runs from base 820 to 1440 and encodes 206 amino acids. Lineage: Eukaryota; Metazoa; Chordata; Mammalia; Rodentia; Muridae.
GCACAACCUCCAAGAUCUCCCUUCCUAGAAGAUCACUGCCCCCAGCGGGCGGGCCAAUAAAGCAGGGCAGAGGAGAGGCGUGGAUGCAGGAUCUCGGGCCUAUUACCCAAGCUAGUGCUGCAGAGUGGAGUUGGGAGCCCCCCCCCCCCGCUCUGCCGAUUCCAGGGGGCUACGAAGCAUAUGCUAAUGUCCUACUGAGCGCGGAAGUAGGCGGGUUCUUCCCUUACUCCCUAACCACGCUGUUCAGGAUCGGAGCCGGAGGGGUUUGGAGGCUGAGGCCUUUAAGAAGACCCCAGAUCUAGAGGUUUCUGGGAGGAAGGCGGGGCCACGAUGCGCUAGACGCUCGAGCCCCUUCCUGGGUCUACCUGAAGGACUCCCAGGGCGGUAGAACCUAGACUAUUUUCGUCCAUCCAUAGGUCAAGGUCUUUUCUUCCCAGCAGCUCUGCUGCGCAAGGAUUCCAUCCCUUGGCCUCCUCCAUAUCUCCACCCGCAUGAUUCCUCCCCACACACCCCAUGUUCCGUUUUGUUCAGUUGUGAAUGCCGCGUCCUGUCCUGGUGACAGGAGAACAAAGUUGGUGAACAUAGCACCGAGUGUCCGAGUGUUCCAUGAGCCCCUGGGAGAGGGCGGGGGAGGGGGCGGAAGCCCGGGCUGCCUGCGGGCCCCAGGCGAUAGUACCCUAUCUGCCUCCGCAACGCCGUUGAACGCCGGCUCCGAGUUAUUUCUGGCCAGGCGGCAGAACUGAGGUCUGUUGCUGUAGAUUCAGGCAGGCUCUCGGGUCAACGCCUCUCCAGAACGAAGUAGGCCGCCAUCCUCUCGCCAUGGGCUCCCGGCCCCGUGGGGCGCUGAGCCUGCUGCUUCUGUUGCUAGCGUCUCCCAGCCGCCCAGCCUCUGGCUGCCCCGCGCCAUGCAGCUGCGCAGGGACGCUCGUGGACUGUGGGCGCCGCGGGCUGACCUGGGCGUCGCUGCCGGCUGCCUUCCCUCCGGACACCACGGAAUUGGUGCUGACCGGCAACAACCUGACGGCGCUGCCGCCCGGGCUUCUGGACGCGUUGCCUGCUCUGCGCGCAGCACACCUGGGCGCCAACCCCUGGCGCUGCGACUGCCGCCUAUUGCCGCUGCGCGCCUGGCUGGCCGGCCGCCCGGAGCGCGCGCCCUACCGCGACCUGCGCUGUGUCGCGCCCCCGGCGCUGCGCGGCCGCUUGCUGCCCUACGUGGCGGAGGAUGAGCUGCGGGCCGCGUGCGCACCCGGCCUACUCUGCUGGGGAGCUCUGGUGGCCCAGCUAGCGCUGCUGGUCCUCGGGCUGCUACACGCGCUGCUGCUGGCACUCCUACUGGGUCGCCUGCGGAGGCUGCGCGCGCGCGCGCGCGCACGCUCCAACCAAGAGUUCUCUCUCACAGCCCCGCUGGUGGCCGAGUCGGCCGGAGGUGGUGCAUCCUAAGAAAGGACAGGCGCUGAGCAACAAGGACCUGCAAACUUUACAGGUCCCUGCCAGAGGACCCUCGCCUUCACCUGGAUCUGCCUUGGCCUCUACCCUUGCCCAACCUCCCAGACCCAAGUUCUGCAAGCCUGAAUCAACAUGGUGCCAAACUGAUUCCAGUACUACCAGAGUGAAGCAACCUUGAGUCUUAAGAGCCUAGAGUGGUGGAACAGCCCAGUCUCCUGCCAGACUCGGCACUGAAUAAACCUUUCUCCUCAUUUGGCGGUUUCUGUACCACCCGACUUUGCCAAAUUCUAGAAAGGGCCUGAGGGAAUGUUGUUAAAAGGGACAUAAUCACUUCUUCACACACUGCCAAACUGGCCUAGGGCAAGCAGGAGUCAAUGGAUAAAACUCCCUCUACCCA